Molecule: messenger RNA, 1656 nt
Organism: Amborella trichopoda
Lineage: Eukaryota; Viridiplantae; Streptophyta; Magnoliopsida; Amborellales; Amborellaceae
Product: adenine/guanine permease AZG1
Biological process (GO): adenine transport; transmembrane transport; guanine transport
Cellular component (GO): plasma membrane
Molecular function (GO): purine nucleobase transmembrane transporter activity
Source: RefSeq, a predicted model, not a curated record
CUGAGCAUAGGCACAGCUGCAUGGGAUGGGGCGCAGCAUCGGCACAUGGGCGGCGGCGGGGCUCGACCGUCUGAAUGAGGCCGUGGCCAAGAGCCGUGCCGGCAAAUAUUUCAAGCUCGAUGCUCGCAAGACAUGCUUCACUAAAGAGGUCCGAGCCGGCACUGCAACAUUCUUGUCAAUGGCUUACAUCCUUGCGGCCAAUGCCACCAUCCUCACAGACUCAGGAGGCACCUGUGCGCCGGCCUCUCCUGCUGCUUACCAAGCUUGCCUUGCCACCACCAAGAGAGACCUGAUUACUGCCACGGCGGCGUCGGCCAUUGUGGGUUCCUGCCUCAUGGGGCUUCUUGCCAACCUUCCACUGGCUCUGGCCCCCGGCAUGGGCGCAAACGCAUACUUUGCAUACACCCUGGUGGGCAUCCAUGGCUCUGGGGGAACCAUGUCAUACAGCACGGCUCUGGCGGUGGUGCUCGCUGAGGGGUUUGUUUUCUUGCUGGUGGCUGUUUUGGGUUUGCGCGCUCGCCUCGCCUGGCUCGUUCCCAGGCCGGUUAGACUGGCCUGCGGUGCCGGCAUUGGCUUGUUUCUUGCCUUCAUUGGGUUGCAGGCUGGUGAGGGUGUGGGACUCGUGGGUUUUACCCCUAGUACUCUGCUCACUCUAGCCGCCUGCCCCCCACAAUACAUGUCUACCUCUCCUUCGGGUGCGACACAGUGCACUAGCCAUCGCCUCCAGAGCCCCACUUUCUGGCUGGGAGCCGGUGGGUUCAUGCUCACCUGCUAUUGUCUCAUGAAGAACCUAAAAGGGGGGAUGAUAUAUGGCAUUCUUGCAGUCACUUUGAUCUCAUGGCCAAGAGGCACACCCUUCACUUAUUUUCCAGAAACUCCACAGGGUGACGAGCUUUUCAGCUAUUUCAAGCAAGUGGUCGGUUUCCACGGCAUCGAGACCACCGCCUUGGCGUACAGUUUCAGGGAGUUGAACAAGCCUCAGGUGUGGGUGGCAAUGGUAACACUUCUUUACGUCAACUUGUUGGACACUACCGGGACAAUGUAUUCUAUGGCGGAAUACGGUGGAUUGAUCGAUAACACAGGCCAGUUCGAGGGGCAGUACAUGGCCUUCGUGGCUGAGGCCGGGGCAGUCAUGGUUGGCUCAGCGCUGGGGACCUCGCCAGUGGCCACCUUUGUCGAGUCAUCGGCGGGGAUCAGAGAGGGGGGGAGGACAGGGGUUACUGCACUUGCAGUGGCAGCAUGGUUUUCAUUGGCUUUACUUUUUGCACCGGUGGUCGCAUCGGUGCCACCAUGGGCAGUUGGGCCGGCACUGGUGGCGGUGGGGGCGGGGAUGGUGGGAGUGGUGAGGGAGAUAGAAUGGGGGGACAUGAAGGAGGCGGCUCCCGCCUUUGUGACCAUGCUGUUGAUGCCACUCACCUACAGUGUUUCAAAUGGACUGCUGGCGGGGAUUAUGGUUUACGUGGUGCUACGGGCAGGGGACGUGGUUCAGUGGAUGAUGGGCUGGUGGCGGUCAGGGCGGAGCCGGAUACAGAACCAGGGCCCUGCCACCGCCACUGUGGUGGAGGGCCAGCCACCCGCUGCUGAAGUCACUCUAGUAUAAUGCUCUCUCUCUCACUUUCCUGUUGCUUAGUCUGGAUCGAUGUGGGAGUGAUUUAC